ACCAGCUCGGGCACCGGCUCUUUGCCUAAUCCGAUCCCUGCAAAGCUGUGCAGCGUCACGCCCUCGAUGUUGCAAGCGGCGAGGCCGGUCGACGCUGUUACCGCGACCCGAUCCGGAUCCCGUUUGUACUUGUCCCGUAGCUUCUUGAUGAUCUCUCGCAUCAGCACCGACUUUCCUGUUCCGGCUGAUCCCGUGAAGAAGAUACUCUUCCCCUGCUGCACCACGGCGUCCAGAACGUGUCGUUGCUCG
Molecule: messenger RNA, 249 nt
Organism: Aspergillus uvarum CBS 121591
Lineage: Eukaryota; Fungi; Ascomycota; Eurotiomycetes; Eurotiales; Aspergillaceae
Exons: 1
Source: RefSeq, a predicted model, not a curated record